AUGUGUGACCAGCAGCAGAUCCAGUGCUGCCUGCCGCUCCAACAGUGCUGCGUCAAGGGUCCCUCCUUCUGCUCUUCUCACUCCCCCUUUGCCCAGAGCCAAGUGGUGGUUCAAGCCCCUUGUGAGAUGCAAAUUGUGGAGUGCCCUGCACCAUGCCCAGUUCAAGUUUGCCAGGUGACAGACCAGACUCCAUGCCAGUCUCAGACCACACAGGUGAAGUGCCAGUCUAAGACCAAGCAGGUGAAAGGCCAGGCUCCAUGUCAGUCUAAGACCACCCAGGUGAAGGGCCAGGCUACAUCCCAAUCUCAAACUCCCUCUGCUCAAAGCCAGGUUCCAUGCCAAUCUGAGGUGUCCUACGUGCAGUGCGAAGCCUCACAGCCUGUUCAGACUUGUUUCGUAGAAUGUGCUCCAGUUUGUUAUACAGAAACUUGUUAUGUAGAAUGCCCAGUCCAGAACUAUGUACCCUGUCCAGCUCCUCAGCCUGUCCAGAUAUAUGGAGGGCGUCCUGCAGUGUGCCAGACUCAGGGAAGGUUCUCCACCCAGAGCCAGUAUCAAGGCUCCUACAGCAGUUGUGGCCCCCAGUUUCAGUCAAGGGCUGCCUACAACAACUACACCCCCCAGUUCCAGUCGAGGCCUUUCUACAGCAGCUGUGUCCCUCAGUAUCGGUCCCGGGCUUCAUUUAGCCCCUGCGCGCCCCAAUGCCAGACCCAGGGCUCCUAUGGGAGCUUCACUGAACAGCACCGCUCUCGGAGCACCAGCCGAUACCUUCCUCCUCCUCGGCGGCUGCAGCUUUUUCCCCGCAGCUGUUCCCCACCAAGACGUUUUGAGCCCUGCUCCAGCAGCUACCUGCCAUUAAGACCCUCUGAAGGUUUUCCUAACUACUGCACCCCACCCCGCCGUUCUGAACCCAUCUAUAACAGUCGCUGUCCUCGACAACCCAUUUCAAGCUGCUCUCAGAGACGUGGCCCCAAGUGCCGAAUCGAGAUUUCCUCCCCGUGCUGCCCCAGGCAGGUUCCCCCACAGAGGUGUCCUGUUGAGAUUCCUCCCAUCAGACGCCGCUCCCGGAGCUGUGGCCCGCAGCCGUCCUGGGGCACCUCCUGCCCCGAGCUGAGGCCACAUGUAGAGCCACGUCCGUUCCCAAGCUUGUGUCCACCACGGCGUCUUGACCAGCGUCCAGAGUCACCACUGCAGCGAUGUCCACCUCCUGCUCCACGUCCACGUCUGCUCCCAGAACCAUGCAUAAGUCCAGAACCACGCCCGCGUCCUCUACCACGACAACGUUCAGAACCUUGUUUGUAUCCGGAACCACUUCCAGCACCACGUCCAACACCGCGGCCAGUUCCCCGUCCUCGCCCAGUGCAGUGUGAGAUUCCAGAGCCACGUUCACACCUGCAGCCCUGUGAGCACCCAGAGCCUCGUCCACGGCCAGAGCCAAUUCCCCUGCCAGCGCCCUGCCCAAGCCCAGAGCCCUGCAGGCAGCCUUGGCACAGCCUCAGCCCAUGUUGGGGCCCAAAUCCAGUUCCAUACCCAGGAGACCUAGGCUGCCAUGAGUCUAGUCCACACCGCCUAGACACCGAAGCUCCCUACUGUGGCCCAUCCAGUUAUAACCAGGGGCAAGAGAAUGGUGCUGGCUGUGGGCCUGGUGAUGUGUUUCCAGAGAGGAGGGGUCAGGAUGGCCAUGGAGACCAAGGCAAUGCCUAUGCUGGAGUGAAAGGGGAAGCAAAGAGUGCUUAUUUUUAA
Chlorocebus sabaeus (green monkey) is the source of this 1740-nucleotide messenger RNA. RefSeq names its product keratinocyte proline rich protein (gene KPRP). NCBI's taxonomy places the organism in Eukaryota, Metazoa, Chordata, Mammalia, Primates, Cercopithecidae. The record is from RefSeq and is a predicted model, not a curated record.